AUGGGAAUCGACGCCGGUUUCGAUAUGGUUCCUCCUCUAUCUAAAGGAGCCACAGACAGACUAAGCUGGGGACAAUUCAUCGACCACAUCAAGGAGCAUUACAAAGAUGACAACCAGGUUGAGAUAAAGCCGAAUUACAUUCUUUUUAAGGCCGGCGAACAUCCCAAGCUUCCCUUCGAGGGCCACAAACUUCUUCGUUUCAGUUCGAAGGUAUCGGGAUCUAUCGACGCAGACACCAAUAUAGAAAGCUAUAUUGACACUGUGAGGCGUAUUGCACAGACGCAAUUUGGCUCUCGUAUCCGGUGUUGGAAUGAGGGUGCUGAUCAAUAUGGUACCUACAAGUGGGAUGAAGUCAAUGAAUCCCUCAGGUCUUACGAGGAGGUAGUUUGCCCUCUUCCUCCCAAAUAUGAUCCUAUGCUCGAUAAACAAUCUUUGACAUUUCGCUCGUAGCCAGAUGACGUUGAGACUCUGACCAGCAUCGGCCAGCCACUUAUUGGAAACGAUCCCAUUCAAGAGACGGGCGCUGCGCUUUUCGAGAUCAAGCACAUCCCAGGAAACGGCAGAGGCCUGGUUGCUCGAUUCGACAUACCUAAAGGCACUCAAAUCAUUUGUGAGAAGCCGCUUUUUACAGCUGGUCCCAUGCCCCCCAGUGAGCUAGAGGGGUUUCUUGCAACAAAAUUGAAGGGCUUGCCCAAAGAGUCACAGCGGCAGUUUCUGUCUCUUCACAAUAACUUUCCUGGAAAGAAGCCAUUCAGCGGCAUCUUUAAAACGAAUGCUCUGCCUUGUGGAUUUGGAUCGCUCAUCAGCGGCGUCUACCCCACAAUUUGCUCAAUCAACCACAGCUGCAUGCCAAAUGCUCAUAAAAGCUGGAACAGCUUAGAGGAGCACGAAACAAUCCACGCUGUACGAUCGAUUAAGAGUGGAGUUGAGAUCAUAACAUCGUAUUACCGUGGUGGUACGUCAAGUGAACGGCAGGCAGAACUGAAAGAAAAGUUUGGUUUCUCCUGUACCUGCAGCGGUUGCACUCUUCCCCCUUCCUCACUCCAAGCUAGUGACAAUCGGCGCACAAGGAUCCGGAAUCUUGAUAAAGCUGUUGGAGAUGGCGUUCGCAUGAUGAAUAAUCCACAAGAGAGCUUGAAGGACUGCUACUCACUGCUUCAAGUCCUUGAAGAAGAGUUCGAAGGGUGCGCUCAGGCACUGACUGCUAGAACCUACUACGACGCCUUCCAGAUCUGCAUCAUGCAUGGGGACCAAGCGCGAGCGAGCGUAUUUGCGGAGAGGGCCUAUAAAGCUAGGGUGAUCUGCGAGGGUGAAGAUAGCCCCAAUACGCAGAGAGCGAAGUCUCUUGUGUUGAAACCAGAACUGCAUAACAACUUUGAAGCGUAUUCUAAGAUGCGGAAGAGUACGAGGAUUAUGUUACCACAGGGUUUGGAUACUACGGAGUUCAACAAGUGGUUGUUUAAGCUGGAGAAUUAA
Molecule: messenger RNA, 1476 nt
Organism: Hymenoscyphus albidus
Lineage: Eukaryota; Fungi; Ascomycota; Leotiomycetes; Helotiales; Helotiaceae
Source: the annotation of a GenBank genome assembly